GAUCAACCAGAUCUAAUAAUUGAAACACAAUAAAGAUAUAUAUUUAAAUCUUGUGUACAUGAGUUUGAGUAAUAGGCAGUAAAUGGCCAUUUAUUUGACUUUCCAUAUCUUGAUCUAGCAUACAUAAAAUAACCUUAAAUUAAAAUGAUAGUUUUCAAUCAAUAUCAACUGUAAAUACUUUUAUGAAACAAUUACAGAUCAAUUAAUAUGUAUAUGAGUUGAUACAAUAAGAAUUUUUUUCUAUAUUUCAGUUUAUUUUAAUUAUUUGAGCCUAAUAAGAUUUUUGAUACUGCGAUUUUUCAGUCAAUAUAUAUUUUAAUAUAAUUUAUGAUCUUUGCUCAUCAGUAUUAAGUACAACAACAACAAAAAAAACUUAUUUCACACAACUAUAAAAAUAAUUUUAAGUCAUUUCAUGCCUAUUAUAUUAAGGAUAAAAAAGACAGAACUACAAGAAUAAAGGAGGACAGGAACUCUCAUGAAUCAUGACUUAGUUUAGGAGUAGGUGAAAUUGUAAUAAAUUGUGUCAUUGUUGAGAAAAAAUGAUGACCAUUAGAUCUCUCAUUAAACGGUUGGAUUUAGAUGGAUGUUUAGUGACAUAUUUGACCUACUUCACUUACAAUCAUGCUAUUUUUUAUUAAUUAUUUCAUUUUCGAGCUUAUUUUAUACUCUAUUUUCUUACAUCUUUUAAUUUUUAAAAGUACUGGACAAUAAAAAAUCAUUUACAGAAGAAAAUGAAAUAUUUGUUAAUUUUCGAACUAAUAAAUAAAAUUUAAUAGCUUAAAAUUAAAAUAAGUUUGACUUCUUUUAGUAACUAUAGAUAAGUUUUUUUGUUAUAAAUUUUAACCAAGUUAUCCGGAAUAUGUAUACUGUAUAGGAAUAUUAUGAGUAAUAGUAAUAUUUUAGUCUGUAAUCGAUCUAAUUUCUCAAUUAACUAAUGUAGCUGGACAAAAAGAAUUGAAAAAUGUAACAAUGGGGAGGUGUCGGUAGCCCAACCAAUGCUACAGCCUACAGGUUUCGGAAGUUUCGAAACAGCUCGGCUCGGCUUAUCAGCUGAAUUCGUGUGGGUAGCUAAGUUUCCACACAUAUCUGUAGUGUGGUUGGUGAUGUACCUACCCAUUUUUUAAUUUAGUAUUUUAGGAGAAAAUGAUAUUUGCUCAAGGCAUGAUAAACCUGUUAACGAAAACAAAAAAAAAACAUUGGAGACGGUAUUAAGUUUUGAUCUAAUCAUGAUUUAAACGUGGUUGUGGAAAUGAUUUAUUUCGUAAAUCGUUUAAAGAGUGAAUUUAUGAGCCAAGAUUUAUAAUCUUACAUGCUAACUAAUCCAAGCAUAGAUUCGAAUUCAGAUUAGUGAUAUAUAAGAUAUUACGCAGGUUUUUAGGUAGUAAUGUGUAAGCUGAAAUAGAGAUGAGUAAGACUCGUUUUGAUUCUAAAUGCUAAAAUAUCAACGAGUUAGAAAUUAUAUCGGUGUAAAUAUGUAUAAAAAAAUAUAUGAUUUUGAUUAAAUUGUUUAUUGUUCUUUGUGGCAAAUGCAUGCACGUCAACACUAAUCCAUAGUAAUACUAAAAGCUUGGUAUAAACCAAUUUUUAUAUCAGAAUUUCAUUUAAGAGGACAACAAAACGUGCUUAAAUUACUAUCUACUUGACGAUGUGAAUCAUGUGAUAUACUUUUUUACCGCUGGAACUUACAUUAUAUUUAAAAGCAACAAAACGUGCUUAUAAUGUAAGAUUGCUCCAUUAGUUGAUGAUGUGAUAUAUUUUUUACCGCUGGAACCUGGAAGCCAAAUUUUCUAUGUUUUUGGUUAAUGCUAAGCUUGUUUUAGAAAUCAUUGAACUAAUUUAGAGGGUCAACUUUGAGUGCUAAUAGAUAGAUACAUGACCAAAAAAUCGUAGAAAAUUCUAAGUCGUAUAAGUGAACUACGUUGAGAAAAGUAGUUGGUAGAUUGUAUUUUGCUGCAUGCUAAACUCAUGCACACAGAAAGGUUUGACCAGUGUUGAAAUGUCGUCUCCGUUCGGAUAAAAACAAUCAACAUAUAUAAGUUAAUUUGGCGUCCAGGAUGCAUUAUUCUAUAAUCUAAACUAACAUCAAGUUCAAGUUGUGAGUUUAAUAAGUUCUUUCACCAAUUUAAAGAUUGUAUUUUUUGAAAUUCCCAAUGUUUUUGUUGUUUUAGUUUAAGGGUUUUUAAUAUAAUUAGGAACCGACAGCUUAGUUAACCGCAAUAGUACCAUAUAGUACUACAUCCACUAGUAUGAAUCAUAAACAUACCAUACAGUCGACCGUUAGUAAAUUUUAAAAUAAGAUCAGCAUUGAGUUGCAUUGUUAUUUGUUAAUACAAAUUUAAAUUCAACUAACGAGUUAUUGAGCUAUAAUCACAAUACUAAAAGCAGCAUAUGCUGAAAAUCUGUGCUGUCACGUCACUUAAAAUAAUCCUCCAACCAAAACUUUUUUUUUUGCCACGUCAGAUCCGUUGUGUUAUGUUACGUUUGGACCUUCGUUUCUUAAUUUUAUUUUUGUAUGGGCUUCGUUUGUUUUAGUCCAGGGCUUCUAUCUAUUGUUGUCGACAAACGUAAAAAAAAAAAAGCUACAGAGCACGGAGAUCGCGAUGCAGACGGAGGUCUCGAAGAACUACGCCUCUGCCUCUUCCUCUUCUCCGAUUCAAAGCGUAAAGAGCUCUGAUCGAUCAACUUCUCCACAAACGAAACUCCAAUUUACUUCUUCAAUUAAUUUUGUCUUAAUGUUUUCGUUUCAUCUCCUCAUGUUCUUUCUUCUUUAUAUACCGAUUCUCUUUUCUCCGAUUCUCUUUUCUCUUUACAAACACAAACCCUACCAGCUUCUCAGAUCUCAACCAUGGCGACGAAACCGAAUGGGAAGUCUCCCGUCUCAUCCGCCUCUGAUGAAAAAGUCAUGUUCUUCCGAGAUGUCUCGCUGGGUCCACACGAAACUCAGCUGCGGUUUCGUCUGAUCCACUUCUGGGAAGCUUGGAAUCCGAUUAAGAAGACGCUAAUCGGCCUUGAGAUGCUUCUCAUCGACGAACAGGUUACGUCAUUUUCUGAUUUUAAAACCGUAAUUGUAGGAUAAAUAACGGUUUAUAAUUAUCGCUUUGUUAUAAAACGAAAAUCUCGGGAUGAAUUUGUAGGCUAAGCUGUUUUACUAUAAACCCCAUUAAAAGAUCAUCACGUAAUUUUCAAAUUGUUUCGGUUUAUAAUAACUGUUUUCAUUUUAUAAUUGUGCCUUUGUUAUUACAUGAAAUUCUAGGACCCCUAAGUAAAUUGUGAUUUUGUUCUGUUAUUUAUUUCGUUUUUGUCUAAUGUUUUUCUUCACAGGGAACGGUGAUUCAAGGUUUCAUUUCGCCAUCGCGUAUUGAAAAGUAUUUGGGUAAAAUGGAGCGAGGAAAAGUUUACAAGCUCGACAACUUCUAUGGAUCGAGUAACAAGUCGGUUUAUCGGGUUUCUGAUCAUGCCGUUACCGUGUCGUUUUCGUGGAACUCUGAACUGUCGGAGCUUCAGAACAUCACCACCCCUUUUGAUGAAGACAGAUUCCGGUUUCAUUCGUACGAGGUUUUUGAAGCAAACUGUGACCUCAAAGGAGACCUCUACGGUAAACUCACUAAUCUAUCAUAGAAUCUUUGAUUGGAUGUAUUUAAAAGUUAUACUGUGAUAUUGGUUUCUCUAGAUCAUUGUCUCAAAUAAUAUUUGAAAGUCGAACAUGUAGAUGAAAUUUAUUCGGUUAUUAGGUUUGUAGCGUUAGGUAGCACAACUUAUUAACCCUCACUCUUGGAUUUUGGUGAUCAUCAUAGCAUAUGUUAGUAUAAAUGAAUUCGUUGAUUAUAUACAGAUAAGUUGUGUUUGAUUUCCAUGUUUUGAUUAAAUAUUUAGCUUUUUAUUUUGGAGUCAUCUAACUUAUAAAUUUUCUGAACAAUGUAACAGAUGUUGUUGGCCACAUGAAGUUGGUAAAUGGCCAUACUCUCACUGAGAGUCCCGUCCUUGACGAAGUGCAAAUAGCAGCUGCGAGGCAUCUUCUGGUUCAUGUGCAAUUACAUGGGUAUGUGUUAUUUUUUUCUUAUAAAACACCAUUUUACUGUACUUCUCUUAACAUUCAGUGUGUUUCUUUUUUGUUUGCAGUGGACCUGUGAUUAAGCUUUACCUUUGGGACCAGGUCGCAACGGAGUUCUGCAGAAAAUUCAAGUCUUGCGAAACCACUCCCACCGUGUUGCUGGUCACGACCGUUAACACAAAGCGUCUAGGAGGUUUCUAUUUCCCUCUUUAUAUUGCUUAUUGACAUUUAUACAUGCACAGUUUGAGUUUUUAAAAUGGGAUUUCCGUAAUAACACAGGAACUCUAGCCCUCACCUCAAUGUCCUCCUCACGGGUUUUUAUGGACUAUGAUGUCCAGCCUACUAUAGAUUACUUCGGCUGGUUGAGCUCAAAUCCAGCUAUUGCUGAGCAGGUUGAUGCAGAGGUGGUAACUAAACGUGAGACAAUGACUAUAGGGGAGUUAUUCUCCUACAUUAAGCAGAAGUCUGCAAAGGAAGCAUUUUUUGAGUGCACGGCUACGAUCGAUGACGUCGUGCAUGGCUAUGCUUGGUACUAUAUUUCGUGCAGUGGGUGCCAUAGUAAGGUUACCAAAGGCCCAACCUCAUUGAUUUGUACAAACAACAAGUGUGGGAAGGUUAACGUAGAUGGUGUUCCGCAGUACAUGGCAAGGCUAUCUGUUUAUGACAACAGUGAACAGGCCGUUUUUGUACUACUUGGUGAUGCUGGGCGUGCGCUUACUGGAAAGCAUGCGUCGGAAUUAGUUAGCAACUACUUUGAGGCUAAUGCUAACGAAGGUGUUGACCAAGAGGUGCCUGUCCCGGAAGCUCUAAUCAACACCAUCGGACAAAGUCACAAGUUUUGUGUGAAGGUGACAAAGCACAACCUAUCAGGCAAGACCCGAGCUUUGACUGUGACCAAGAUCCUCCCUCUAGACACUCCAACCGAAACAGAAACCUCGGCAGGAACCAACAUUAGUGCAACGUCGAAUGAAACAUCUCAGACUGGAAAUGAUGUGUGUGAAUCUUCCAAAAGCCGUGUAGGUGCUGCAGAUGCGGGGAGUAAGAGGUCGUGUGACAAUGCUAAGGUGGAGAAAGCUAAACGCCCAAAGUCUGGGAAGUAGAGGUUGCAAGCUCCAGCGCACUCAAAGUCUUUGUUUUUAGUUUACUUAUUGACUCAUGCUUUUCUUUUAAGUUUGAAUUUUACAGAGCUUUUCACUUCGCAAACAUUUUGUCUCAUUUGCAUGAAUAUUAGCUAAUAAUCAUGCUCAUGUUGCUCUAUCUGGUUAUGAAUUAAGGCGAGUGAUUUUCUUUCUAAGCUUUUUAUUACAUGUUACCAGGUAUUAGCUUACUUUUCAAAAGAUAUAGUCAAAGUAAUUGUUACGUAUGAAACAUGUUUAGGGUAGUCAAGAUUCGAAUUCUACAUUGUCAGAAUUAGUUUUAUAAAGUUACAUUAUAUUUCUAACAAUUUUCAAACGUGAUUGACCCCAUAAUUAGCAACAAGUCGGUUACAAGGUAAUCAUAUAUUAUCCUUUCCAAAAACGUAAGAGGAUCUAGCAAUUAAUAAUCAAAUCAAUCCAUGAUUUCCAAUCUCCUUCCUUAAUGUUCAUACGUUUGACUCAGAAAAAAAACUUCAUAGUUCCCAUUGUGAAAACUCCAAAAGCCUACGUAAGUGUGCAAAAUUCGUUUACUAAUUCAUCAAAAUUCAAACCUAUAUCCACAUCUCUAACUUGCAAUCAGAUUGUUUCUAAAGGAUCAAGACUUCAAAAGAAUGGAUAUCCCACCUCCUACACCCCCUCUGGAGACUACAGGUACGCACAAUUCUUACUUCUUUAGCUCCACGACAUGAUGUUUACAUAAUGUUAAACUCAGUAAAUUAUAUAAAAGGUAUCAGCUUCUCAAGAAUUUCUUCACAAUCUAAAUAAUAAUAUACCAAAUUUUAAUAAUUUUACUGAUAAUAGUUAAUACAUUUAUUAACAAUUGAAAAGCCAUUGGAAUAAAUAAUUUUUAUUUACAUUAAGUAUUUAAUAAUUAACUAAAUAUUAGUUUCUAAUAUAUGAUAAACCUUUUUAUUAACUGUAUUUUCGUAUUUUUAGAAUUAACUAUAUAUAAGAAAAGAUGUAGUUCUCAUAUAUUACUUUCCCUAUUCAAUAAGAGUUGGUGUUAAUAAGGAAAAACUCUUUCCAUAAGAACCUGGUAAGAAAAGGGAAAAUAUUUAUCUAUAUAGUCACUGAUAGUAAACUUAUAUUAAAUUCAACCUGUAUAAAAUCACUGGCAAAAAAAGAAAUAUAUAGAUGCAAACCAUAAUUAGGAAUAUUUUAGCUUUUCCCUUUUGUUAACAUAUACUUUUAAAACGAAACAUUAAUCUAAUAUCAUGUAUUCAACAUUUUUAUGUUAUUAUCAAUUUUUCUGACUUAUUAUUUAAUUAUAAAGAUUUAUAAAAACACACAAAAAAAACUUUCUACAAACUUUUUAGGUAUGUGUUGGUUUUUGCAGGAAAAAAACCUUCGCUUUAUCAUAAUCAUUAUUAAACUUAGUGUAUUAACUUCGGCAAAAUUAUUCUCAUUUCCUAACUAAUUAUUCUACACAUAUAAUAAUGUCUAGAUUAGUGCUACAAUACCAAUCAUGGUAUUUGAAGUUAAAAAUACUUUUUUUUUUCAAACCAAACCCGGUUAAAAAAAACGUUAAUGGCAAAUUCAUAUAGCUUUAAAACAGAACACAUGCAAAAUAAUAAAAUUUCAAUAUUUAUAUUCUUUUAUAUCGCAAAUUGUUUUUAUAUUAAUAUGGAGACAACAGGUAUUAAAGUUUUAUAUUCUUUUAUAACGCGAAUUGUUUUUAUUAAAUAAUAAACAUUUCCAUCUUUAUUUCAAAAGGUAGGCUAAUAACUCUGUCCUCUCGCAAAAGUUUCACGUGUCUCUCAAUAUACUAAGCUAAAUAUACUAAUAUGAAAACAACAGGUAUUUAUAAUCUUGGGUUUUUAAAGCAUCUAUUUGUUCCAACUAUAUAAAAAACUAAUAUAUAAGUUGAGAAAAUUACAGAUAUUACUCAUAGUAUAUUUUAAUAUUACGCUUUUAAUUUAAAACUUCUAAUGAUGUAUUUUUAAAAAAAACUUUGGG
This is a messenger RNA of Brassica rapa (field mustard), 7143 nucleotides long. RefSeq lists its product as uncharacterized. The record is from RefSeq and is a predicted model, not a curated record. Gene Ontology annotation, molecular function: damaged DNA binding; single-stranded telomeric DNA binding. NCBI's taxonomy places the organism in Eukaryota, Viridiplantae, Streptophyta, Magnoliopsida, Brassicales, Brassicaceae. Gene Ontology annotation, biological process: double-strand break repair via homologous recombination; meiotic cell cycle; nucleotide-excision repair. Gene Ontology annotation, cellular component: DNA replication factor A complex.